GAGCAGACAGGCAGCUGAAGUGCUAAAAGUGAGUACAGCUUAGCAGACAACACUGCUUUAAAAUCUGACUCCACAAUCAACAGGUGAAAAGGCCACAGAAUCCAGAGUCCAUACUACCUACAUACAAGACAUGGGGAAGGGCUUCUUCAUCAGCAAAGCUGUAGCUUUAACCUGUUUGGUUGCAGCCAUCGCUGCUGUGACCACCACCACAGCCUUGUCUGUGGUUUACGCUCAGGAGGAGGCAGAGAAUGAAGUGCCCACCCCACCAUCCAACCCAAAGGAGCCCUGGCAGCAGUACAGACUUCCAGAUUCCCUGUCUCCUGUCUCCUACAAUAUCAUCCUGUGGCCCCGGCUGGAGCCCAACGCAGACGGCCUGUACAUCUUCACUGGAAACUCCACAGUGAUCUUCAGAUGUGUGAAGGAGACUGAUCUCAUCCUCAUCCACUCCAACAAGCUGAACCUCACCAGCUUCGGGGGAUACUUGGCCCAGCUGAGGGGCCUAGAUGGAGCCACUGCGCCCAGCCUGAAAAGCACCUGGCUGGAGAUUCCUACCCAGUACCUGGUGAUCCAACUCAACAGCCCACUGCAGGCCGGCAGCACGUACGAGCUUUUCACUGAGUUUGUUGGAGAGCUGGCUGACCAACUGGGAGGAUUUUACAGGAGUGAAUACAUGGAAGAUGGGGUGAAAAAAGUUGUGGCCACGACUCAAAUGCAGGCAACGCAAGCCAGGAAAGCCUUCCCCUGCUUCGAUGAGCCCGCUAUGAAAGCUGUCUUUCACAUGACUCUCAUUCACCCCCAUGACACUGUGGCUCUGUCCAAUGGCAUGAACUACGAGCCUGUUAACGCUCCUGUGGACGGACACAUUCAGACAAGCUUUGAACCCACCCCGAUUAUGUCAACCUACUUGCUGGCUUUUGUUGUGUCCGAUUUUGCAUUCAAUACAUCGACUCCUGAUGCAGAAGUUUUGAUCAGGAUCUGGGCUCGCAGGAAGGCUAUAGAGGAGGGCCAGGGAAACUAUGCCCUAGAGAAGACUGGGCCCAUACUGGCAUUCUUUCAGAAGUACUACAACUCUUCUUACCCUCUGAGCAAGUCAGACCAGAUCGCACUUCCUGACUUCAGUGCUGGAGCCAUGGAGAACUGGGGCCUGAUCACCUACAGAGAAACUACCCUCCUAUAUAAUCAAGGCGUGUCAUCCAUUACAGACAAGGGGUUUGUGGCAAAAACCAUCUCGCAUGAGCUCGCUCAUAUGUGGUUUGGAAACUUGGUGACCACGAGGUGGUGGAAUGACCUGUGGCUCAAUGAGGGCUUUGCCACAUACGUCUCUUAUCUUGGAGCCAACUAUGCUGAACCACUGUGGAAUAUGACAGAUUUAAUAGUUCUGAAUGAGAUCAUUGGUGUGAUGGGUGUGGAUGCCUUGGCCUCCUCUCGCCCCCUCUCCUCCCAAGAGGAGGACAUCCUAACACCAGACGACAUCGGUGAACUGUUUGACUCCAUCACAUACAGCAAGGGAGCUGCAGUCCUCAGGAUGCUCUCAGAGUUUAUCACUGAGACUGUCUUUUCCAAAGGACUUAGUACGUACUUAGAGGAGUUCAAGUACAAGAACGCAGUCUACACAGACCUCUGGAAGCACCUGCAAAUGGCAGUGGAUGAAGCAGGUAUAGAUCUGCCCCACUCUUUGGAGGAUAUCAUGAACCGCUGGAUACUACAGAUGGGUUUCCCAGUGGUCACCAUCGACACCCAGACCGGAAAAAUUACCCAGCAACACUUCCUGUUGGACCCAGACUCUGAAGUGGACAGACCCUCACCAUACAAUUAUGAGUGGAUUGUCCCCAUUACAUGGAUUAAGUCUGGUGGAGCUGAAGAGAUGUUCUGGCUUCUUGACAAAGAAGCAACAAACACAAAUAUGACUCUUGGUGCUAAUGAGUGGUUGGUGGCCAACAUAAAUAUGAGGGGCUUCUACAGAGUCAACUAUGACUCUAAAAACUGGGAACGUCUCCUUGCCAAGCUGAGCUCCGAACAUCAGGAUAUUCCAGUGAUCAACCGAGUUCAAAUUAUCAAUGAUGCCUUUAACCUUGCAAGGGCAAAGAUGGUGAAGACAACUCUGGCUCUGACAACUACCAAGUUCCUAAAUAAAGAGGUCGAAUACAUGCCCUGGGAGACAGCCCGUCGCAACUUGAACUACUUCUCCCAGAUGUUUGACCGCAGUGAAGUUUAUGGACCCAUGCAGGCUUACCUAAAGAAACAGGUCACCCCUCUGUUUAACUACUUCAAAGAGCUCACCCUCAACUGGACAAAGAUCCCAGAAAAGUACACUGACCAGUACAACCAGAUAAAUGCUAUCUCCUUGGCCUGCAAAACUGGUGUGGAAGGUUGUAAGGAGCUGACCACUGGCUGGUUCAGAGAGUGGAUGAAAGACCCAGCUGUCAACAACAUUAAUCCCAACUUGAAGUACACAGUGUACUGCAGUGCGAUUGCAGCAGGAGGAGUGGAUGAGUGGGACUUUGCUUGGUCCAUGUACAAGAACGCCACCAUCGCUUCAGAGGCUGAUAAACUCAUGUCCGCUCUGUCCUGCACCAAACAGCCCUGGCUGCUGAACAGGUAUCUUGAGUAUUGUCUGGACCCAAAGAUGAUCCGUAAGCAAGAUGUGACCUCCACCAUAAGUUCCAUUGCUAGUAACCCCAUUGGUCAACCUCUGGCAUGGGACUUUCUCAGAGCCAAAUGGGACUAUAUAUACAAUGACUAUGGUGGUGACUCAUUUCCCUUUCACAAACUAAUUAAUGGAGUGACCCAACGAUUCUCCUCUAAGUCUGAAUACAAUCAGCUGCUGCAGUUCAAAGAAGACAAUGCAGGGCAGCUGGGCUCAGCCGCUGCGUCUUUUGAUCAGGCACUGGAGAGAACCAAAGCCAACAUAAACUGGGUGGCCAUGAACAAGGAACAGGUGCUCAACUGGUUCACCAGCGAAGCUUCCUCUCCAGAGUGACACUCUCCACAGUUGAAAAUGCAGAAAUAGUAGUAAUAGUAGAGGUAGUUUUAGUAGUACCACUAGUUGUAGUAGUUGUAGUAGUAGUAGUAGUAGUAGUAGUAGUAGUUGUGUUAGCAUAGCAGCAGUAGUUGUAGUAGCAGUAGUAAUACAGAAACAAGCAGGACUUAGUGGAGGUUUAAUCAGCUAAUCAGAAUCACCUGUGUCUGGGUGGCAAUGAACAAGGAACAGGUGCUUUACUGGUUCACCAGUGAAGCUUCUUCUCCAAUUUAACACUCUCCACAGUUUUCAAAUGUAUGAUUGUUUUACUGACAUGUACUCCAGCUGGAACCAAAUAUAUUGUACAUACUGUCAACAUUUGAAAGGUUUUAGAGGGGUUUCAAGAUUUUGAAUGAAUGUCACAACACAGAAGUGUGAUAUUCUGUGCUAACCCAAAUAUUUUUUGCAU
Messenger RNA from Epinephelus lanceolatus (giant grouper), 3428 nucleotides. Its product is annotated as aminopeptidase Ey-like. The record is from RefSeq and is a predicted model, not a curated record. Gene Ontology annotation, cellular component: cytoplasm; plasma membrane. Gene Ontology annotation, biological process: proteolysis; peptide catabolic process. Gene Ontology annotation, molecular function: peptide binding; metalloaminopeptidase activity; zinc ion binding. NCBI's taxonomy places the organism in Eukaryota, Metazoa, Chordata, Actinopteri, Perciformes, Serranidae.